UCCGUCCUCGCCGCGGCCGCUCGCCGUGCAUGAUGGAAACACCAUGGCUUCGGCGGCCCAGCUCUCCCUGACCCAGUUGUCAAGUGGAAACCCAGUCUAUGAAAAAUUCUAUCGACAGGUAGACACAAACAAUGUUGGAAGGGUGCUGGCAUCAGAUGCUGCAGCUUUUCUGAAAAAAUCGGGUCUUCCAGACCUGAUCCUUGGAAAGAUCUGGGACUUGGCGGAUACAGAUGGCAAAGGUAUCCUGAACAAGCAGGAAUUCUUUGUUGCUUUGAGACUCGUGGCCUGUGCACAAAAUGGACUGGAUGUGUCCCUGAGCAGCCUUCAUUUGGCUGUCCCUCCACCUCGAUUUCGUGAUUCAAGCAGCCCGUUGCUGCUCAGCGGACCAGCAUCACCCGAGCUGCCGUGGGCUAUCAAAUCGGAAGAGAAGGCCAAAUAUGAUUCAAUUUUUGACAGCCUUAACCCUGUGAGUGGAUUAUUAUCUGGCGAGAAGGUGAAGCCGGUGCUGCUCAACUCCAAGCUGCCUGUGGAUAUCCUUGGGAGAGUUUGGGAGUUAAGUGAUAUUGACCACGAUGGAAUGCUGGACAGAGAUGAGUUUGCCGUUGCCAUGUUUCUGGUGUACUGUGCCCUGGAGAAGGAGCCUGUGCCAAUGUCCUUGCCGCCAGCCUUGGUGCCACCUUCAAAGAGAAGAAUGGUCAGUGCCUCAGCCUCGAAGCGGCCGAUGCCUUCCAUAGCACCUGCCAGGGAGCCCCGCCGGGCCUCGCCACCGGCAGGCAUCUUACCUGCCAGAGCGGUGACACAGUGGGUUGUAUCACCUGCGGAAAAGGCAAAAUAUGAUGAGAUAUUCCUGAAGACCGAUAAGGACAUGGAUGGCUUUGUGUCUGGGUUUGAAGUCCGAGAGAUCUUCCUCAAGACAGGAUUACCAUCUGCUUUACUAGCGCACAUCUGGGCACUGUGCGACACAAAGGACUGUGGGAAACUUUCCAAGGAACAGUUUGCCCUGGCUUUUUACUUCAUUAAUCAGAAGUUGACCAAGGGCAUCGAUCCUCCUCAGAAUCUUUCUGCCGAGAUGAUCCCACCGUCAGACAGGGCCAGUCUGCAGAAGAGCUUUGUAGGCUCGAGUCCAGUGGCUGAUUUUUCUGCUAUUAAGGAACUCGAUUCCCUGAACAACGAAAUAAUGGAUCUGCAGAGGGAAAAGAGCAGCGUGGAGCAGGAUCUCAAGGAGAAGGAAGAGCACGUCAGACAGAGGACCAGCGAGGUCCAGGACCUUCAAGAUGAAGUCAAGAGGGAGAGCUCCAAUCUGCAGAAGCUGCAAGCCCAGAAGCAGGAAGUGCAGGAGAUCCUGAACGGGCUUGAUGAGCAGAAGGCCACGCUGGAGGAGCAGCUGAAUGACGUCAGGCAGCAGUGCGCCCAGGAGGCCCACCUGAUUUCUUCUCUGAAAGCUGAAUUAACAAGCCAGGAAUCUCAGAUCUCCACUUACGAAGAGGAGCUGACCAAGGCGCGAGAGGAGCUGAGCCGCCUGCAGCGUGAGACGGCCGAGCUGGAGGAGAGUGUGGAGGCGGGCAGGGCCCAGCUGGGUCCCCUGCAGCAGCAUCUGCAAGAGUCACAGCAGGAAGUCACCUCGAUGCAGGUCAGACUGACCGAGAUGAAGGAGCUCCACAACCCCAGCAGUCAGGAGAGCUGGCGCCAGAGCCCCCCCGGCAGCCUGGUCAACGGUGCUGCUGAGUACUGUAGCCUCAGCAACAGCAGCAGUGAGGUGGCCAACCUUCACGAGCACUCGGACACCCCGAGCACUCUGGACACGGAGCCGGUGGUCCAGGAGUCUCCGGUCAGAAGCAGUCCUGAAGUUCCUUCCUCCGAGGUAGCCGAUGAAAAGGAAGGGGAGACUCCCGCAGCACCUGAAAAAGAAGAUUUCUUUAAUUUAGACUCGAGCUCCCUAUCUGAUACUGCUGUGGAACCGAAUCUGGAUUUCUUCCAGUCGGACCCUUUCGUUGGUCGGGACCCUUUUAAGGAUGAUCCUUUUGGGAAAAUAGAUCCGUUUGGAGGUGACCCCUUCAAAGGGUCAGACCCAUUUGCUGCCGACUGUUUCUUCAAGCCAUCUGUGACUGAUCUUUUUGCUUCCUCGGAUCUUGACCCCUUCUCUGCAGUCAGCAGUGGCAGUGACCCCUCGAUGGAGACCCUGAAGGACAACGACCCUUUCGCACCUGGAGGAACAGUUGUUGCUGCAGCAAGUGAUCCAGCUGUGGAUCCCUUCACAUCUGUGUUUGGAAGUGACUCCGAUGAAGGUGGAUUCGCUGACUUCAGUGCCCUGGCCCAGGACAACAAGGAGGACCCAUUUGUCCCGGCCACAUCCGGCUCUGCUGACAACGUGGCCACAACUCAGAGUGUGUUUGAGGAGCCACCUCCGGUCAGAGAUGAAGACGUGCCCCCUGCUCUGCCUCCCAAAACCGGGACCCCGACCCGGCCCUGCCCUCCCCCACCUGGGAAAAGGUCUCUCAGCCAGUUGGAUUCUUCCGAUUCCCUAAAACUGAAUGACCCAUUUCAGCCUGUCGCAGGCAAUGGUAGCCCCACAGAGAAAGCUCUCGAUCUGUACCGCAGCCCGCACAUCACUGCUUCCGCCACCGCUGCCCAUAACGAGGCUGCCUCAGGCUGCGGUGCUAACGUCAGCGCUUAUCCAACUGAAGAAGAUAUGAUUGAAUGGGUGAAGAGGGAAAGUGAGAGGGAGGAGAAAGAGAGGCUUGCCAGGCUAAGCCAGCAGGAGCAGGAGGACUUGGAACUGGCCAUCGCCCUGAGUAAAUCAGAGAUAUCAGAAGCGUGAAAGGCAAGGACGACACCGCCAGCAGCAUCCCUGCUCCGGAACACCAAAGUGCAGGGGAAAUGAUUACUGGAAGCUACCUAGGAGCAUGAGACUGUAGGCGGGGCCCGACAUCUGGCAGCAUUCGCCUGGGCUGCUUUGAAAGUGUCAGAUCAGAACCCCAGAACGUGCCCUUUCCCUUUACCCAGAGAUGAGCUCCCCUUGUGGCCACGUCCGACCUUUGUCCUCAGCAAGGCCAGGGGCUCCUAGGGCCGCUGUGGUCUGAAGGAGGUGGGGUGGGCAAUGCCUUCUGUUCUCGGAGGACUAGCCUGCUAUGCACACUGCAGUGUGGAAGGUGAAGUUGCAUGUUUCCAUUUUCUCCUUAUAAAAGUCAUGGGCAGCUUUGGUUUUCUUCUGGACCAGGGGAGAGCCCUGCUUAGCUAGACUCAUACCCUGGACUCAUACCCAUGGCUGGUAGCCAUGGGGCAUGACUUCAGAUUGGCUCUCUUCCAAAAUGCUUAUGUGGGAAAUAGGUCAAAAUCCCUGCUUAACAUCAGAGACCUCCCUCUCCAUGUUUGUAACCACAAAGGUGGAGAAAGACCAUUGUUUCGAGAGGUUACCCCAUCCAUCAGUUCUGAGCAGAAACCUUAAUUAACAUGGUGAUAAUUCUCCCCUUCCCAGGACACACACCAUUGGCUCUAUUCAUCACAGGUUUUCAAAACCUCCUAUACCUUUGGCCAGAAGGAGCUUGAGCAAGCCGGGGCUGUUAAGAUACUUUAUUAUCUGUGUACAAAUGUUUUCUUUCGUGAAGGUUCCACUUGACUUGCCAUGGAGUACAAGUGGGCAGAGGAAAUCUGUCUCAUUAAAACCUCAGUGAGGCUUGGAGGGAGUUUGGUUAGCUCUUCUCUCCUCUAAUGAUUUCCCCGAGAAAAGCUGGUGAGGCCAGCAGGGUUGUCUGGAGCUCAGGCAGCCACAAGGCCCCAGCCCUUUCCAAUGGGGAGCCCCUCUCCUAUGUGAAGCAAGUCCCCAGGCGCAUCCCAGAGGGCAGUGGCUCUGCCCUAGGGCACCCUGUAGACUUCAACAGAAAGAUGAAAUAACUUUUGGCUUUUUUUCCUAACAACUUAUUAACUGUUCGUGUCACGUCUCAAAGGCCAGGGUACAAAAAUGGUACCUCAGACCCAUGUUAAGCUCCCAGCAGCCUCCAGGUGGAGGUCACAUUGACAUGUAUUCAUGAAAGUGGCUCCUCUCCUACCCGUGCACUUCAUCUGCUUGUUAAAAGACCUGCUUAGCUUAAUUUUUGAGCUGCCCUGCUCCCCUGUGGCUCCCCCAGCCCCAACACAGUUGGCCUCUCGUGAGGGCAGACCUGUUAAAUCACUAGCCACCAUACCUGCUUUGUAAAUAGAAUUGUUUCCAGGUGGGACCCUCCGGCUGAAAUGAGAACUGUUGCCCCCCCCCCCCAAGGCUCAGAGCUCCCCGCUGAGGCUGCCCCAAGGGCUGUUAAGGGGGGGUGACCUUUAGGUGGGUGGUGAGCACUCUCCUCCCUCCCCCCCCUUGUUAUUUCAGGAAAACAGGUAAGUUGACUUGAACAACCUUCUUUUGCACUGGGAAAAUGAACAGCGUUACAGCUGCUCAACCAAUAGGAACCUUUGGUAAGGACUCAGUCCCUCUGCUGUGUCUAUACCAACUUGGAUGUCUUCAGUGUACACUAAUCUGACAUGUUUAACUGGACUACAUCGACUCUGAGCUUUUGUUUUAAAAUGUACACUCAGUGGACCAAUAUGUUAUGAAAAGUGUAUAUAUUCUGUAUGUGCGUGUGUGCGCGCGCGUGUGUAUUCUUGCUCUCACGUCUGGUGUUACAGUCAGGGAGUCUCCUGGUGGUCAGUUUCAGGUUCUUGACGUGUGCUGUGGUGUCCACCACACUUGAAGGCAAGAUCGGCCCCUGCUGGGCAUUUCAGGUGGGCUUAGGCUCUGUUUAUAGGAUUUUCUCCUUUGUCUCCAAACUUCUAAACUAUAGCUUGUAAUUAUGAGGAAAUAAACUUUAAAUAUAUAACAAAGCA
Molecule: messenger RNA, 4851 nt
Organism: Phascolarctos cinereus (koala)
Lineage: Eukaryota; Metazoa; Chordata; Mammalia; Diprotodontia; Phascolarctidae
Gene: EPS15
Product: epidermal growth factor receptor pathway substrate 15
Biological process (GO): endocytosis; endosomal transport
Cellular component (GO): plasma membrane; clathrin coat of coated pit; cytoplasm
Molecular function (GO): cadherin binding; calcium ion binding
Source: RefSeq, a predicted model, not a curated record